CCGGUUGCUUGGCAACCAAAGAGGCCUGAAACUCAACAGCGCAGUUCGGUUUAGCAGAGAAGCUUUGUCAUAUUUGUGCUGAAAACUCAACACAAUGUCAGACGUAGGAUCCGAAGAAUUUGAAGAGCAGGGACCUUAUUUAGGGGAGUAUGAAGGGGAACGCAAUGAAGCUGGUGAGAGACAUGGACAUGGAAAGGCAGUGCUGCCUAAUGGCGAUACCUACGAGGGACAGUAUAAAAAUGGCAAAAGGAAUGGACAGGGGACGUACAGAUUUAAAAACGGAGCCCGUUACAUUGGAGAGUACUACAUGAACAAGAAACAUGGUCAAGGCACAUUCUACUACCCAGAUGGAUCCAAAUACGAAGGUGGCUGGGUAGAUGAUCAGAGGUUCGGACAUGGAGUUUACACUUAUAUAAAUAACGACAUGUAUGACGGGGAAUGGAUGAACCAUCAAAGGCAUGGACAAGGUGUGUACACAUAUGCCAAAACAGGCUCUACAUACGUGGGCAGCUGGAGACAAGGGAAACAGGAGGCAGCUGGAGAACUGAUCCACGCCAACCACAGAUACCAAGGAAACUUUCUUAACAACAAUCCUUUGGGGCCUGGAAAAUAUGUUUUUGAUAUCGGCUGUGAACAGCAUGGGAAGUAUGUACAUACAGAGCAGGACAAGGUUGAAGGUGAGGAAGAGGAACCACUUGUUGUCCCUGUUCUCAAGUGGAAAGCAGAGAAAGUUACAGAAAUGACACUCUGGGCCCCAGUUGCCAAACAGGACAAGAAAGAGGAUCCGCUAGUUAAAGAAGUAACUGUAGAAGUACAGGAAAAAGAGGCUGUGCUCCCUGUGAACAAGGAAGCUGCAGAUGUGAAUGAGGUGGAAGCAGAGGUGAAAAGGGAGGCUGAUGAAGUCUUCUCUGCAGUGGUGGAAGAGAAGGAGGAAUAACUGCAGACACGACUAUUUCUGUUACAUUUUUUACAGUGAGCAUCCUUUAAUGAUCCAUUGCUGGGCCCUUAACAAGAGUGUAUUUGCUUAUGUAGAAAUCUAAAUAAACAUAAAAGAUACAAUACAGGUAAACCAUUACAUUUUCUGACCAAGUGUGUAUAUUUUAAGCAUUCUCUUCUACUGCAUGUACCACAUACAUCCACACUGAAGAAAAGGGUUGCAAUACUUGAAAAGAAUCACUUGUACAGUUAACAAUCAGUAUUAUUUAAAAGUCACACUCUCCAUAAAAUAAAGAACACUUAAAUUUCAAAAGACAAUAUAAAAUAGUCUGUGUGUCGCCUACUACACAAAACCUGUAUUAGUGGUCAGCUGAAUAAAGUGUUACACAAAAGGACCCUAUUAAUUGGAGCACAGGAAGUUAAUCUCUUGUGUGGUGGCAGGAUAAAUGCUUGUCGACAAAGUGAAACUAAAGCCUGAAAAAAACUACAACAGCUAAGUAAGGCACUUGUGAGAAAUGCUAAUGAAUCUGAAAAACUUUUUUUUUUUUUUUUAAAGCCAUGAUUAUCAUUACCUCUUCAUGUCUAUUACAUACAUUGUAACGUUAUCAUACAGAAAUGUACUCAGAGUUGGUGUUCUUGACCAGAAUUUGGACUAAAAGAUUCAAAAGUUGGACUGCUAGACAGACAUUUAUAUCCAUGCAAUAACAAAUAACAAGAUUAAUCCACUAUGUUACAAUAUUUCAUAAGAUGAUAACGUCUUCUACCACAUGAAAAGGCUACAGCAUGUUAAAUUUGAACAUAAAAAAGUUUACAAACGAGAGGAGGCCAUUCGGCCCAUCUUGCUCGUUUGGUUGUUAGUAGCUUAUUGU
Messenger RNA from Polyodon spathula (Mississippi paddlefish), 1805 nucleotides. RefSeq names its product radial spoke head 1 homolog. The transcript is spliced from 8 exons. Lineage: Eukaryota; Metazoa; Chordata; Actinopteri; Acipenseriformes; Polyodontidae. Gene Ontology annotation, biological process: spermatid development; axoneme assembly. Gene Ontology annotation, cellular component: nucleus; motile cilium. The record is from RefSeq and is a predicted model, not a curated record. The coding region runs from base 95 to 937 and encodes 280 amino acids.